Molecule: messenger RNA, 1116 nt
Organism: Kickxella alabastrina
Lineage: Eukaryota; Fungi; Kickxellomycota; Kickxellomycetes; Kickxellales; Kickxellaceae
Product: thiamine diphosphate-binding protein
Exons: 5
Coding region: 1-1116 (371 amino acids)
Biological process (GO): pyruvate decarboxylation to acetyl-CoA
Molecular function (GO): pyruvate dehydrogenase (acetyl-transferring) activity
Source: RefSeq, a predicted model, not a curated record
AUGUCUGCCAUGCUCAAGACCUUUUUCAGACAGCCCCUUGCGGCCCGCCUGGCCACCUGCACCCCGCGUGCCGUCCGCCACAACUCCAGCGCUGCUGGCGAGUCCCUUUCCAAGUGUGCGAUCCCCCUGACAAGCACACGCUUUAGACAGGCGCGCACACUGCACGCUACGCGGCGACAAAUUGACAAAGCCAUUGACGAGGAGAUGGAGAGCGACGAGUCUGUCUGGCUUCUCGGUGAGGAGGUUGCUCAGUACAACGGUGCUUACAAGGUUUCCAAGGGUCUUUUGGACAAGUACGGCCCCAAGCGUGUUGUUGACACUCCUAUUACCGAGAUGGGUUUUGCUGGUAUCGCUAUCGGCGCCGCCUUCCACGGCACUAAGCCCAUCUGCGAGUUCAUGACCUUCAACUUUGCCAUGCAGACGCACUACAUGUCGGGUGGAUUCGCCAAAUGCCCCAUCGUUUUCCGUGGUCCUAACGGCGCCGCCGCCGGUGUUGCCGCUCAGCACUCGCAGGAUUACGCCUCGUGGUACGGACAGAUCCCCGGUCUAAAGGUUGUCAGCCCCUAUGAUGCUGAGGAUGCCAAGGGCCUGAUGAAGGCGGCCAUCCGCGACCCCAACCCCGUUGUUGUUCUGGAGAACGAGCUCAUGUACGGUGUCAGCUUCCCAUCGAGCCCCGAAAUAGCCAGCAAAGACUUUGUUGUCCCCUUCGGCAAGGCCAAGAUCGCCCGCGAGGGCACUGACAUCACCAUCGCCACCUACUCGCGCCCCGUUGGCUUUGCCCUCGAGGCAGCCGAGCUCCUGGCCAAGGAGGGUAUCAGCGUCGAGGUCAUUAACCUUCGCUCGAUCCGCCCCCUGGAUCUCGCCGCCAUCAUCAAGUCGGUCAAGAAGACCAACCACCUGAUGACUGUUGAGCAGGGCUUCCCUCAGUUCGGUGUUGGUUCCGAGAUCUCGGCGCAGAUCAUGGAGUCUGAGGCCUUUGACCAUCUGGAUGCCCCCGUCUGCAGAGUCACCGGCGCCGAUGUGCCCAUGCCAUAUGCCCACAACCUCGAGAACCUUGCCCUCCCCGAUGCCGAGGUCAUCUACAAGCAGGUCAAGCGGGUUCUCAACAUUGAGUAA